Molecule: messenger RNA, 1347 nt
Organism: Cotesia congregata
Lineage: Eukaryota; Metazoa; Arthropoda; Insecta; Hymenoptera; Braconidae
Source: the annotation of a GenBank genome assembly
AUGGAACUAACAGACAGUCAAAACAUAUCGUUACAUGACGCACUUACCUUCGUACCUCGUUUUAAGGGAGACUCGGACGAAUUGAUAGAUUUUAUUAGUUGUUGUCAAGACGCGAAACAAAUUAUGCCAGAGGCUGCAGAAGCGAAUCUCGCAAAAUUAAUUUACCUCGCGAAAUUAAGUAGCAACGUUAAACUAUCGCUAAAUCACGUCAUACCUAUUACGAUUGAAGGUCUAGUUAAAGCUUUGAAAAGAAUUUACGUUUCGUCAAAGUCAAUUUAUCAGCUACAAGAAGUUUUUACACAAAAUUUGAAUAAUGAAAUUGAUGAGCGAAUGCCGAUUUGUGAUAAUAUUGAAGAAGCUUUAACCAACGCGAUUAGAAUAGAAAGAAAAUUAAAAAUGCGUCGAGAAAUUAGAAACGGAACAAAGACAUCGAAUGUUAAAAAUAGAACAAUAGGGAACUUUGAAAAUUUUACAAAUACGACCGAAGCGUGUCAGAUUUGUGAUAGUAUAGGGCAUACCGCGAAAGAAUGCCCACAAAUCAUUCAAUCUAAUAUUUAUCGCGAAAUAGUUAACACUGAAAAAGUAACAGAUAAUUUCCGAGAGCUUGACUCCGACACUGGCUACGAGACGUCCACCAGUGAGUCAGGAAAGUCGAUAGAAAAUUUAGAAGUACAGACAGUAGAGAUAGUACAGAAGGUAAUAGAUCGUUUCACAGAACCUGCAGUAGAAGUUCAGAAUGCUUUUCUGCAGAAAAAAGAACCUGCAGCAGAAACACCGAAGACUUCUCUGCAGGAAAAGGAGUCUGUAAUAGAAGUUCGGAAAACUUCAUUACAGAAAAACGAUGUUACGGAUGCCCCUAAAACAAGGAGGGGUAGACCACGUAAGCAUCGGGUGAAAUUCAAGGAAAGGAGGAUCAGCCCACACGAGGUGACCCCUUUAUUGGACCCCGAUGUCAAUUCGGAAUUUGACUCCUCAAUUGGAGAAGACAGCUCCAGUGAGUCAGAUGGCUUGAUUGAAGACAUCAAUGAGCCAACUAAAAAAGGAACAGUGAAAUCGAACAAUACAGUAACGAAAGAUCUAUUAGAGAAAAACGACAAUACGAUACGCUUUUCAUACAAAAAUAGACAGCCUGACGACGAAGGCUUACAAAUACAGAAAUUAAGCGACACACGACUUAAAAGUAGGUUCACAAACACAAGACAAGUUUACUGGACAAAAAGGACGAACACGAAUAAUUUUGAUUUAAAAAUCCACGAAUUAGGAGCUAGAUCGAAAACAGGGAAACUAACGGUAAAAUUGAAAGGACUGUUCAAAAGGGUACUUACUCCAGCUGCUAUGGCAGCUUAA